AUGGAGCCAGUACCCAUCAACGACCUGCUGUACGACCAUCUGGUGCUGCCCGCCCAACUUCCUCAGGGACGGGAACAUGAUCGUCAGCUGCGGCUUGUGGAGGAAGCCCUCACCAAGCGACUUAUCGACGCGGCCAAGGUCAUGCAAGCCUCCGGCGCCCUCAACCGCAAUGGCAGAAUCGACAAGUCCGCAUUUCUUCUUGAACUCCAACGCCUUGGCCCAUCUGGCUGUCUGAUUCUCCACAUCGAGAGCCAAAAUGCUGGUCUCCUCAUCCGGAGGCAACAAGACCCUAUCUUCAAUGAUUGCGUCGUUUUCGAAGCAUUUGAGGCUUCUCCGAGAAACGAGGACGUGCUUGCCACCAAAGGUGCCCUGCAGUGGGACUUUCCCGGCAUCGCCGUGGCAGUCCCUUUCGCCACGACUUUUAGUGACGACGACUUCCUACUCAAUGUGGCGACUUUCAUUGAGCAGGCGUCGCUGGAAAACACCAAGUCGUUUGCUGCCCAUACCUUCAAGGCCGGCGCCGUCGUCUACGAAUACCGAAAUACCGGCGACCCGUCCAUCAUUACCUCUUUGUUCAUGGCAAUCCUCGAAGAGAAUGGAAGAAGGGUGGCACCGACGCUGUUGAGGAAGCGAGUCAGGGACGAUGUUUGCUGGAACCGGGCUGAGAAGCCUUGGCGGCGACUGCCCUACUGGCUGGUCCUACGUGUCGGCAUCCAGCGCUAUCUAUCACUUGCCUCGGACCUCAACGCAGAGGGUGGUCGUUUUGAGUACAAGUUUUUCAUCGCCGUUGUUCUCUCGACCUUCCUCGACGAUGCACCAAGCCAGUCGAUCAGUGUCGAACGUGUCCACUUCCUGAGGAAGAAGCUUUGCAGACGUCUCGUCAAGCUCGAUCUCGACAAGCAACGUUGCACUGGCGACAUAGCGUCGUCCCGCUGUGACUUCCUUUUCGACUACCUGGGGCCAAAGUUCAACAAGACCAUCGAGUACUGUACCAACGUUCUGAACCGCGCCUUGGCCACUCAAAGGGCUGCCGUCAUAAAGCAGAUUCCCCUACUGCCACCCCGGGCUGCGGAUGCAGAUGUCCGUCUGAAUCUCCGGCUGAGUCACCCAUACCUCAAGAGCGCCCUCCAAGGCUUCCGGUUCCCUCGGAAGGCGAAGCGAUUUAGAGCAAUGCCGGACGCAGCCCUGACUGAGGCAGCCAAGGAUCACUUGAGCCAGUACGCUCAAUCCUAUCACAAGCUGAUCGACAAAGAGCUUCAACUUGCCAGGUUGCCAGGAGAGAGUUGUUUCGAAAUAUCUCGACAGAUCUUGGACUAUGUCAAUAUGGCCAAGCCACUGUAUGCGGGAAAUCCAGAGCAGAACAGUCAGAUGUUGCUGACCGUGAUGGAGAUGUGGCAAAAGAUGGAUGCCAUUGCUUGUCGCUCCUUCCCAUUGCUCUCUGAGUUUCAUCCAGUUUUCCAGCCGCAGAUGCUCGACGUCCUUCUUCUUCCUCAAUUUUCGGACAUGGUACGGCUCAACGCUCUUCAGCUGCUCCUAUCUGAUCGCGUGAGACGCGCGAACAGCGACCGCCGAAACAUCUUCGAGGACCCUUCGAUCGGCUGCUUUGGAGAAAGAUACUAUUCUGAGUCGUCGGAUGCGGCUGCUCUCAAGCAGCUGCAUGAGUCGAUCGUUGAGAUGGCAGACGACACGCGCGAACGGAAACUGGAAGAGUGGAAAACGAAAACCCAGAAAUACGACAAUCUGAUCCGCCGUAUCGACACCAGUGCCUGCACCUACUUCCCAGAUGAUAUCGACCCGUUGGGUCGUGGACGUCACGACCCGGAUUGCCUCAGAUGCGGCUUGAUGUGGAACGCGCAGAAAAUGCGGAUCGCCAUCUUCGAGGAUCCCUUACCGACAGAUCCCAUUGCCACGCGGGCUGUCAUUUUCGAACUUGCCUGCCCAAGGGAAUUCACCAUUUAUCGCGAUACCACUUGGUGGAUUCUCCGACAACUGGCAACUCCCUUUGACGACGAGGGUGUCAAGCCUAGAUGCUUGCUCAAAGAUUAUGUCCAACUGAAGCCCUUCUUCGAGGUAGGCUCAAGCAAAGUCGGCUUGGCAUCGACUACGAAACCUUCGCUUGUUCUGCCCAGGUCAUCUCCCUUCGCCAGGAUUUUCGAUAACAGGACAUUCGCCGUGGAUGGGCCUGGACCCUCAUCCUACGAAAUUAUGGCCAGUCAGUCCGGUUGUCCCGCCGGUGCCAAUUUGCACGAGUAUCUGGCGAUGCAGACACUGAUGUGUGGCAAAUCGCAACGAUGGAUUGCUUUGCUGACUGAACUUGGAUCCACCAACUUGAACUUUUCCAGCGAAGUUACUAUGCUCGUUGUGUCUCACCUCGCAACCCUCAGCGGACCGAUGGACGAUGACAACAGCAGCAGUACGAACAACGAUACAGGUGUUCGGGGCGAAAACCUUUGCCGGGCGGCAUAUGCCGGGGGCAGGAACAACAAGGAUGUCCUACGGAAGGUUCACAAGAUAUUCCGCGAUCAAUGCUUCUGCGACAAAUUGGUGGAGCAGCUAUCCACGCGGUUGAACAGCAUGGAAGCUAACUGGCGCGAGACGUACUUAAUGGAUGUGGUCAUCACCAUCCUGCUGCGCACCCAUACUCUCACGGCAACAAACCCAAAUGCCUCACUCAAAGCAUUGGAGGCAUUGAUUCGAGCCCGUGAGGUUUGCUUACGUUGGGUGGAGAUGCUUCGGGCGGAGACAUACAAGUCCAGCGAUACUGAAGUGGCAAAGAGGUGUCAGCAGUACGCACUCUGGGCUGCAAUCCUUUGCAAGCGAACUUAUGUCAUCCACCGAAACCAGUCCACGAUUCUGGAUGCCAGACCCCUUCAAACUUAUAUCGAGUGUUGCAUUACAGUCCAGGACAAUUUAGUUGUGGAGGUUGGCGCAUUGCCCCAAGUUCUCCAGCACGCCGUUGUCUCCGACCUGAAGCUUUCCCAUCGCCUGGCCCCCCUGGUGGGCAACUCAAUCGUCAACAGUCCCGAUGUCUUCCGAACUGCUAUUCGAGCCGUUUGGCCGGAACCCGAAGACCGUCCCCGCCAGCUUUACCACUUGAGAUCAGAUCUGUCACAAGCGGGAUGGGUUCUUUGUGAGAUCCAAGAGAACGAUCAUGAGCAACUCGUACAGGUCCACUACAACUAUGUACAGGGACUCCUUCUCGUCGAUAACAAGCCUCUGGGAAAGCUUCCAAAGGCACCUGAGCACAUUGAGGCCCUCAAUGAGCUUUUUGGAGACCAAGCUCUUUUGGCCUUGCCCUCCGCCUCCGGCAUGGAUUACACUUUGUGCAUCCGGCCUAACAACUACCGCAUUGAUAUUGGAUUUGAAGCCGGAAACAUGAUUGUUCGAGCUAUGAAAGGAUCUCAAUUCCUCCAGCUUGUGGACCGGAAAGUGUUUUAUUCAGAGAACUCGUCCGAUCUCCCGGGGCCCCUUCUCGAAGGCUGUUUUCACUGGCUAGAUCUUCAUACCGGUACACUGUUCAUCACCCAGGCACCAGAAAUCUGGAACAUCAGCAGAUACAACUGGACUCUCAAUGUCCAUCACCAAACUUGUUCCCGAAAGCGAUUGAAUGGUGUUGAAAGAGUUGUUGACCCAGGCAGCCCUUUGUUCAACAGAGUGAGCAGAAUUUUCAGCGGCUUUGAGGACAGGCAGAAAAUCAUGGUCUAUCAACCCGAGGGAAGAAACUUACAAGUGGAGAUCAAACGGUUGCAACUUCUCUUCUACGUGAACGCUCGUCAGGUGCUUCAGUCGCCACAACUCGGAUCCGAAAUCGAUGUGGACCAGGAUGCCGGUACCUGGUACGGGCUCAGCAGCAAGCUUGUCUUUCGCAACCCGCGCGAUCCUCUGCAGAGAACAAUUCUGGUUCCGCUUGGACAGAUCGAGGCCAAGAAAGACGGAGACAACAUGCUCGUACGCACGCUUCCCGACCCGGACUACGGCAGAUUCAUCAUCAACAAAUCCCUCGGGCGUUUGGAUUGCGCAGCAGAACCGGCGCUUCUUUACACCAAGGCCCUACUGCACGCGUAUACUUCCUCGGUUUUCCCAGACCCUUUGACCGGGAGAACCGGGACUGAAGAAGCUUUGCAGUGGCUUUCUUCCGGGGUCUGCCAGCCAUGGCAGGUGUUGGGCAACGGUCCAUGUCAUAAACUUCUGAAGAUCGCCGAGCUGAGCCCCCGGCACGACUACUACCCCGAUGACUUGAAAGUCAUGAAGACGGACAACUGGAAUGAUCAAGCGACCGAGAGCAUUCAGCAUGAAGAUUUCAGGCCACUAGUUGAGAAGAUUCUAUCGACCUCCGACGAGCUUCAAACAUUUUCGCUGCUCGACGCCCAUCCAGGUUUGGCGCUGUUACCUCCACCCGGGAACGAGCAUCUUCGUGACAGGGCGAAGUCCCGCCGACAAGUCUUUGAGCGAUCAUUUGACGACAAGAUAAACAUCGGCCCGGUAAAGGAUGAGGAAUAUGGCCCUCGCGACAGUCCUAUGCCUUCCAACCCUCGCCACCGCCAAACGCUUGAAGUUGUUCAUCUCAUCCGAACUUGGCCUGAGAAAAUGGAAACCACACAGUCUCUAGCUCAACAACUCUCCAUGGGCAGUACUGUUGGUGGGUUUAGAGACGUUUUCGACAAGGUCUCACUGAGUGAUCGCCUGAGUGUUGAUGCCGUGGCUCACUGGGGGUCCCUGGUGAAGGCUUGCAUAGUGCAGGAAAGCCCUUUUGCCUUGAUGUUUACCCUGGCACCAAUCGCAUUCAGUUUCAAAGUGGACUUGGGGCUGGUCAAGACUCUUGCAGCGUUUGGCAUAUUUGAAGAGUUGAAAGCCGUUGAUCUUCCCAUCUGGGAAGAGUACGAGCGAUUCAAGCCCAAUCAAUCGCCUCAACUCGAGUCCCUCACGAAACUCAUCUUGCCCUUCCGCACCCCGCCACCCAGAGAUGACAGCGAUGAAUUGCGGCAAUUUGCCAGUGCCAAACUUCUCCGAAAAAUGAGGGACCAGAAAGAUACCUGGGAAAGACGAUCUGAACAGGACUGCAAAAUCUUGGCAAAUUUUCUCCUCGCUCAAUGGCCCUGUGUGGAGCCUAAUGUUGCAGGGCUCUCAAACUCUUUACUUGUCGACGUCGGGGCUGCUUUGGAUAUUGUCAGAGAAGAGUGGAAGAGACUUUACCAGAACAUGGAUUUGUCGAUUCAUCUCGAUGCCGUUCAGAAUGUUCUCAACCGACGACGCGGUGACGAGGACUCGGCCUACGAAUGCCCGCUCUUCAUACCCUCCGAAGAAAUACUCCAGGAACGUCUUCGCGGGGGUGAGAUACCACGUCUGAGGGCCGACCUACUCAGAAAGGCUUUCCCUGUAGCCAACGGCUCGCACAGUACCAAGGCUCCGAAUGGGACCAAGACCCCGAACGGCACUGAGCACAACAUAAAGAGAAACGUCAAGCCUCCCAGUGCUCCAGCCAUGCCUCGCCACCCGGCUCACAUCCGUGGACCUAUUGCCCUGCCGACUACUUCCAACUCGCGAAGCACAGGCACAAAUGUCUUGGCGCCCAGUUGGAUGUCAUCGAAAACGGCAUUGAUACCGUCAAGCGAUUCGACAGCGGAGCUGAAACAGAUUGUCACUGGGUUCUCGAUGUCUCAAUCCAUGGUACGACAGAAGUACGCAGAAGACUUGCAAAAAAGCCUGGAUGCCUUUGUGACGCGGAAGCAGCCAAGAGACUGCGCUAAGCAAACGCCACUGACCCUUGUCGCUCGAGAAGUUUCAAUGUCUCUCCUGUCUAUUCAACGUCGAUUCGACAAUAUUCAAAGGGCUUUGGAGACGCCUGACGAUAGCAUCUCUGCCCAACGUGUGUUGUGGCUCAAAUCCGGCCAGCUCUGGCCUGCUGUGACCUAUGUGACUCUUUUAGAGCAGCUGCGGACAACAGCAUCGCCUGCUGCUUUUGGUAAAUACGCCAAGGAGACGUUGAUUGGCUUUGGCCUUGCAAUCACAAAUACGCAACGAGAUCUCCGGAUCAACGACUUCGUUCUUAGAGGCGAUGCAGGAAGAUACAAGGAUGAGAUGGAAAAUCAAGGCCAUUCGAAUUGGCAGCCAGCCGAGCAUCCUGACUGGUUGCUUCUUGAGAUCGAAGCCAACUUGCUUAUCCGGCCUGAUCAAGUUGAUGUGGCUUUGGCUACCAUUUCUCCGGCGUCUGGUGCCAAUUCUGUUUUGCAGAUGAACAUGGGACAAGGCAAAACAUCCUGCAUCAUUCCGAUGGUUGCCGCAGCCCUGGCAGAUGGCCAACACCUUGUGAGAGUUGUUGUGCCAAAAGCCUUGCUACUGCAGACGUCGCAGCUACUCCAGGGCCGGCUGGGCGGGUUGCUGGAUCGUCAAGUCCGCCAUAUCCCGUUCUCCCGCCGGACACCUACAGACGAAACCAUCAUUCGCGCUUAUCACAGAGUCCACCGAACAAUUUUGAAGCAGGCAGGAGUCAUGGUCUGUCAGCCUGAGCACAGUUUGUCUUUCAUGCUGAGUGGCCUACAACGUCUCCUUGACAACCGAGUGCCAGAAGCAGGACCGAUGAUCAACGUCCAGACCUGGCUGCGAACUCGCUGUCGCGAUAUUCUUGACGAGUCCGACCACACACUGGCUGUUCGAACGCAGCUUAUCUAUCCAUCUGGUUCUCAGAUGACGGUUGAUGGCCAUCCCCAUCGGUGGCAGGUAGCCCAGGCAGUCUUACGUCUGGUAGACCGCCACUCGUACAGCUUAGCGCAUGCUUUCCCUAACUCGGUCGAAGUUGUUCGACGCCCCUGUGGAGGGUUCCCUAUCCUCUACUUCCUCCGGCCUGACGCAGAGGAUGGAUUGAUUCGCGGACUUACGACGGAUAUCGUGCGAGGUAUUGACGGAAUACUCCCAAACUUGGAUCCAGAUGACCGUCGUGCGGUUCGAAACUUCCUGACAGCAAAGCCGCAUGAGACCGUCAUACAACAUGUCAAACAGCUUUGCCCAGAUAGACCUUCGGUUCGUCAGACUGUGUACCUGCUGCGAGGAAUCUUGGUCAACCGCAUCCUCAUGAUGACUCUCAAGAAGAGAUGGAACGUCCAGUACGGAUUGCAUCCCCUUCGGGACCCCAUUGCAGUCCCUUAUCACGCCAAAGGAGUGCCAAGCGAACAGUCGGAGUGGGGACAUCCAGACGUCGCAAUUCUGUUCACCUGCCUCGCUUUUUACUAUGACGGUAUCAGCAUCGCUCAGCUCACCCAGUCUCUUGAGCAUCUACUAAAGUCGGACGACCCAUCAGCCGAGUAUGAAAAAUGGACACAAGCUGCAGAUGCGUUUCCGGAGUCUCUCAAAGCCUGGAACUCCAUCAACGUGGACGACGACAUGCAGCUCGCAGAGAUUUGGAAGGCCGUGCGACACAACAUCCCAACCAUCGAUUAUUUCAUGAACAAUUUCGUAUUCCCGCAGCAUGCGAAGCAAUUCAAGGUCAAACUCCAAUCGAAUGGCUGGGAUAUUCCCCUGUUCUCGGUCACCAACACCUCGCUUUCUUGCAAUAGCGGAACGGAAGGGCGGCCUCCAGCCCUCACCACUGGUUUCAGCGGCACCAACGACAAUCGGACUAUGCUGCCUCUCACAAUCAAGCAAGAGGAUCUUCCAGGUCUAUCCCACACCAACGCCGAGGUUCUGACCUAUCUACUUCACCCCCGGUCUCGCGAAUGCCACAGGAUUGUUGGUCGCUACGGCGCAAGAGCCUCGGAGUCAGAUUUACUGGAAGAGCUCAAAAGGCGCGACAUCAAUAUUCUCAUCGAUGCUGGAGCUCAGAUUCUUGAGAUGAACAACGUAAGCCUUGCGAUGAAGUGGCUCGAGAUCGACGGACGAGCUCUCGCUGCCCUGUACUUUGACGAACAAAACAAGCCGUGGGUUGUUCAGAGGGGAGGAAGAACGACCCCCUUUUUGGCCUCGCCGUACGCAGACGACUUGAGUAAGUGCCUCGUGUACUUGGAUGAGGCUCACACAAGAGGCACUGAUCUCAAGUUCCCACCGACCGCUCGGGGUGCGUUAACCCUCGGCCUGGGACAAAGCAAGGAUCACACAGUUCAGGCUGCUAUGCGUUUGCGACAGCUAGGGACGACCCAGUCUGUGACCUUUUUUGCUCCGCCAGAGGUUCAUCAGAGCAUCCUCGACCUUCAGUCGAAGUCAAGUGGUGCGCAGCUCGACUCACACGACGUCAUAUGCUGGCUGCUAGACAAUACAUGUGACGGGAUUGAACAGUUGCAGCCUCUUUACUAUGCUCAAGGCAUCGAUUAUUGCCGGCGCAUGCAAGCAGCAGUCGAAAAUCCCGACUUCCUUCGAGAUUCGCAACAGCGCGAGGAUUAUCUUGCCAUCAUCAAGCAGAAUGAACAGCACACCCUUCAACAACUUUACGAGCCAAAACGCAAGAUCAAGGGCACUGGGGAGUUCCGCGCAGGAUCAGAUAUGAAGAUUAGGUCAUUCGUCAAGGAGCUCAAUACGAGGCGGAAGGCAUUUCAAGACAAUGGCCGAGCAGUUCACGCGUCUGCUUUGCAAGAGGUCGAGCAAGAACGAGAAAUGGCGUUCGAGGUGCAAACGGUUCGGCAGGUCAAGAGGCCUCAAUCGUAUCCUGCAUUGUCAUUUCCAGGCUUGCAUCAAGACAUCGAGUCCUUUGCAAAGACAGGAAGGAUGCCCGCCGGCGCGCAGGCGCUUGUUCCGGUCUUCAAGUCUUUGGCCAAGACUGGUAACGGAAAGAAGUACAAGAUAUCCGACCGGCUCUUCCCAGCAAGACUAUUCGUGUCGACAGAGUUUGAGCGGACUAUCAAACUCACCUUUGACUUGACCAAUGACAACUUUCUUCGGAAUGUCAACUGGAUUCUAUGGAGCCAGUCAAGCGAGAUUGCAGUAAUUAUCAUUCCUGAGGAAGCUGAGAUGCUUCUGCCCUUGAUGCGAAGCAAGGCUUUCAGGCCCGCCACCCAUCUCCUCACCUAUUCCGCGCCUGUCACCCGCAAAAUGUUACACUUCGGCGAAUUGAAUUUCUACAGCAUUCCCCUCCUCCCAGAGGAUUGGAAAGCACCAAUGUGGUUGAAGAUCGAGCUUGGAUUAUAUGCCGGACGACUGUACUUCGAGUGGGACGAAUACGCUCAUAUUUGCAAUCUUCUGGGCAUUGAUGAGGAUUCGUCUCUCGAGUGUUUGGACGAAUGCUCCGAUGAAGGACCCACUGAGGAUCAAACUGACGGACCGAAUCAAACUGCCAACCGGGCUGCUGCUUCAUCCAGCACUGGUUUGACCUCCCGGCCUCUGACUUUCUUGCAAGAGUGGUUGGCUGCACGGCGUCGCGGCCAGGACUUUGUGUCAACUCCCAUGGGCUUUGUCGCUCAGGGCAAGCCUCUUCAAGCCAGUCACCCUUUCUUCCGGAAAGCCGAGGAGAACGCCAAAUGUGAGAGACUGUUUGUUCCAGUCAAUCGAAAACAUGUGCAACAAGACGCCGAAGACCACCCUGUGGAUUAUUACGAUAUGGAUUUUAUGGGCAACCAUGGGGAGCCGGAGAGUGACGCUGAGUACGCAGAGAUUGAGUACAACGACUCGGAAAUGGAGAGUGGAAGCGAAGAAUUGGAGUCAGAAGACUGA
Molecule: messenger RNA, 9633 nt
Organism: Colletotrichum karsti
Lineage: Eukaryota; Fungi; Ascomycota; Sordariomycetes; Glomerellales; Glomerellaceae
Exons: 7
Coding region: 1-9633 (3210 amino acids)
Source: RefSeq, a predicted model, not a curated record